CUCCCCCACCCCCCCCACUCAAGUCCUGCGGACCUGGGGGCUUCGGGAUCUGGGCGCUAUGAAAAGUGUCUGCCCAGUCACUUCCGGUUUUUCUUCCCCCAAUCCCUCAGCUGCUGCUGCUGCUCAGGAGGUCAGAUCUGCCACUGAUGGUAAUACCAGCACCACUCCGCCCACCUCUGCCAAGAAGAGAAAGUUAAACAGCAGCAGCAGUAGCGGCAGUAACAGUAGUAACGAGAGAGAAGACUUUGAUUCCGCCUCUUCCUCUUCCUCCACUCCUCCUUUACAACCCAGGGAUUCGGCAUCCCCUUCAACCUCGUCCUUCUGCCUGGGGGUUUCAGUGGCUACUUCCAGCCACGUACCGAUACAGAAGAAGCUGCGUUUUGAAGACACCCUGGAGUUUGUAGGGUUUGAUGCGAAGAUGGCUGAGGAAUCUUCCUCUUCUUCCUCCUCAUCUUCACCAACUGCUGCAACAUCUCAGCAGCAGCAACUUAAAAAUAAGAGUAUAUUAAUCUCUUCUGUGGCUUCGGUGCAUCACGCAAACGGCCUAGCCAAAUCUUCUGCCACCACUUCUAGCUUUGCUAACAGCAAGCCUGGCUCUGCUAAGAAGUUAGUGAUCAAGAACUUUAAAGAUAAGCCCAAAUUACCAGAGAACUACACGGAUGAAACAUGGCAGAAGCUGAAAGAAGCAGUGGAAGCUAUCCAGAAUAGUACUUCGAUUAAGUACAAUUUAGAAGAACUCUAUCAGGCUGUAGAAAAUCUCUGUUCCUACAAGAUUUCUGCAAACUUGUACAAACAGCUGAGACAGAUUUGUGAAGAUCACAUCAAAGCACAAAUUCAUCAGUUCAGAGAGGAUUCAUUGGAUAGUGUUCUUUUUCUAAAGAAAAUUGAUAGAUGCUGGCAAAACCAUUGCAGACAAAUGAUCAUGAUCAGGAGCAUUUUUCUGUUUCUGGAUAGAACUUACGUUCUGCAAAAUUCAAUGCUACCCUCCAUUUGGGACAUGGGACUGGAGUUAUUUAGGGCUCAUAUUAUAAGUGAUCAGAAAGUCCAGAAUAAGACAAUUGAUGGCAUUCUUCUCUUGAUUGAGAGGGAAAGGAACGGUGAAGCAAUUGAUAGAAGUUUACUCCGAAGCCUUUUAAGCAUGCUCUCUGAUUUGCAAAUUUAUCAGGAUUCUUUUGAACAACGAUUUUUGGAAGAAACUAACCGGCUCUAUGCAGCUGAAGGCCAAAAAUUAAUGCAGGAAAGAGAGGUUCCUGAAUAUCUUCAUCAUGUUAACAAACGUCUAGAAGAAGAAGCAGACAGACUUAUUACUUACUUAGAUCAGACCACCCAGAAGUCAUUAAUUGCUACUGUAGAAAAACAACUUCUAGGUGAACACUUAACCGCAAUUCUUCAGAAAGGUUUAAAUAACCUCCUUGAUGAAAACCGAAUUCAAGAUUUAUCUCUUCUGUAUCAACUCUUCAGUAGAGUUCGAGGUGGGGUUCAGGUUCUCCUGCAGCAGUGGAUUGAAUAUAUUAAGGCAUUUGGCAGCACUAUUGUAAUUAAUCCUGAAAAAGAUAAAACCAUGGUUCAAGAAUUGCUGGAUUUUAAAGAUAAGGUUGACCAUAUAAUUGAUAUUUGCUUUCUGAAAAAUGAAAAAUUUAUCAAUGCCAUGAAGGAAGCAUUUGAGACAUUCAUUAACAAAAGACCGAACAAGCCUGCUGAACUUAUAGCUAAGUAUGUAGAUUCAAAGCUUCGUGCAGGCAACAAAGAAGCUACAGAUGAAGAACUUGAAAAAAUGUUGGAUAAAAUUAUGAUCAUAUUUAGAUUUAUCUAUGGUAAGGAUGUUUUCGAGGCCUUCUAUAAGAAAGAUUUAGCCAAGCGCCUGCUAGUUGGGAAGAGUGCAUCUGUAGAUGCUGAAAAAUCGAUGCUGUCCAAACUUAAACAUGAAUGUGGAGCUGCUUUCACCAGCAAACUUGAAGGAAUGUUUAAAGACAUGGAGCUUUCUAAAGACAUCAUGAUUCAGUUCAAACAGGUAAAAUAUAUGCAGAACCAGAAUGUACCUGGGAAUAUUGAAUUAACUGUGAAUAUCCUGACAAUGGGUUAUUGGCCAACAUAUGUGCCUAUGGAAGUCCAUUUACCACCAGAGAUGGUGAAACUUCAGGAGAUUUUCAAGACAUUUUACCUAGGCAAACAUAGUGGCCGGAAACUUCAAUGGCAGUCAACCCUAGGGCACUGUGUACUAAAGGCAGAAUUUAAAGAGGGUAAAAAAGAACUCCAGGUCUCUCUUUUCCAAACCCUGGUGCUGCUAAUGUUUAAUGAGGGAGAAGAGUUCAGUUUAGAAGAAAUCAAGCAGGCUACUGGAAUAGAGGAUGGAGAAUUAAGGAGAACACUGCAGUCAUUGGCCUGUGGCAAAGCUAGAGUUCUGGCAAAAAAUCCAAAGGGCAAAGAUAUUGAAGAUGGUGACAAGUUCAUUUGUAAUGAUGAUUUCAAGCACAAACUUUUCAGGAUAAAGAUCAAUCAAAUCCAGAUGAAAGAAACGGUUGAGGAACAAGCAAGCACUACAGAAAGAGUAUUUCAAGACAGACAGUAUCAAAUUGAUGCUGCAAUUGUUCGAAUUAUGAAGAUGAGAAAGACACUUAGCCACAAUCUUCUUGUUUCGGAAGUGUACAACCAGCUGAAAUUUCCAGUAAAGCCUGCUGAUCUUAAGAAGAGAAUAGAAUCCUUAAUUGAUCGGGAUUACAUGGAAAGAGAUAAAGAAAAUCCAAACCAGUACAAUUAUAUCGCAUAAAACCUUGGCCUCCAAAUAUUUGGUGUCAUACACAGUAGCCAGUGGAUAAACUAACCUGUUGAUCCUAUAUUGUUUGACUUCUUUUAUACUACCAAUGACCAAAUGAAGCAGUGUAAUGGAAAUAGUUGAGUCGACUUUUUCAGUGGUUAACAUGCCCAUUUAAAGAGUUAAUACUUAACCUUUAAGAAGAAUGUUGUUGAACUCUUUGCAUGUUAUUUAGUAUGAUGUGCAGAAAAUUCUUAAGAAAGUACCUGGUCUUCAUGAUUCCUCUUUGGAACUGGGGAAGAGGUCCAAUGGCUAUUAAAAAAGGAGGGGGGGUUCUUAUACACCAUUAAUUAUGAAGCAAAGGGUUUAUUUGCUUAAAAUGUCAUUUAAAGAUACUUAAACUGCAUGCAAACUUUAUUUACUGUACAGAGUUCUGGAUGUAUUUAUCAAAUAGAAAAACCACCCUGGACUUGGUUGUUCACCUGUUUUGUGAUUUCCCUUGAAAAGAAAAAUAAGUUGUCAUAGCUAUUGAUAUUUUACUAAGUAAUGUUCUGUUACACUGAAAGGGAUGUUUUAAAAAAAAAACUUAUUUGGAAACAAGUUUUCAAGUAGAGGGACAGUUGCUUACAUAAUCUCUUGUAUAUGCACAUCCUAAGAUGUUCUGUUUGUGACCAUGGGAUGUGUGUAUAUGGCUUAGCCCUGUUUACUGUUCUGAUUAACAGGUACUUAUAAAAAUAGCUGAAAUAGAAAAUUGCUGAUCAGCUGUACUAGAAGAACAUGGUAGGAGAGAAAAACCCAAUUCUUGAUACAAAAAAUGAAAACAAUAUGAAUAUUGCAAAAGAGACCAAAACCCAUGUGUUUUGUAAAUUUUAAUAAGAGCAAAAAUUCAUCAACUAGUUUUCAAUUUCCUUUAGACUUUAAUGUUGUUUGGACAGUUUUAUCUUCAACUUGGACCAAUUAUUAGAUUGUUACAGGCUUCCUAGGAUUUAGCAUUCCUGUUUUCUCUACCAAAGUUUUUUUGGGAAGCACCCCAACUCUCUGUUUUGCUAAAUAAACCUUUCAUCCUUCUAACUUCCUCAAGACAUAGAUGUAAAGGUCUUCCUUUAUUUUCACCAUAUACCCCCUAGUUGGGAAUUUCAAAAUCUGUAUUAUGCUGAUCUUGCUCCUUUCAAAAUUUCUUGAAGAGUUCUCAUAGUCACUGGACAUCUGCUUUUCAGGGGAAUGUCCUAGGAUUGUUCAUACAUAGAAAAUAGCAAAAGUAUUGUUACUCAAAUUUGUAAUGUGAGUAAAAAGGCUUCUCUUUAGCAUC
Messenger RNA from Neogale vison (American mink), 4061 nucleotides. RefSeq names its product cullin 4B (gene CUL4B). Bases 59 to 2767 code for a protein of 902 amino acids. Gene Ontology annotation, molecular function: ubiquitin protein ligase binding. The transcript has 21 exons. Lineage: Eukaryota; Metazoa; Chordata; Mammalia; Carnivora; Mustelidae. The record is from RefSeq and is a predicted model, not a curated record. Gene Ontology annotation, cellular component: Cul4B-RING E3 ubiquitin ligase complex. Gene Ontology annotation, biological process: ubiquitin-dependent protein catabolic process; protein ubiquitination; DNA damage response.